CGCGACCGCGCCUGCGCGCUGAGUUGCGGACGGUGGCGCUCCAGUCAGUGGGACAGCGCGGCAGCCGCUCCUCAAAGCCGAUCCGCGAGUUUUCUCCGCCGUUGUCGCCGCCAUGAGUCGCAGCUAUAAUGAUGAACUUCAGUUCUUGGAAAAGAUCAAUAAAAACUGCUGGAGAAUCAAGAAGGGCUUCGUGCCCAACAUGCAGGUUGAAGGAGUUUUCUAUGUGAAUGAUGCUCUGGAAAAACUAAUGUUUGAGGAGUUAAGGAAUGCCUGUCGAGGUGGUGGAGUUGGUGGCUUCCUGCCAGCCAUGAAACAGAUUGGCAAUGUGGCAGCCCUGCCUGGGAUUGUUCAUCGAUCCAUUGGGCUUCCCGAUGUCCACUCAGGUUAUGGAUUUGCUAUUGGGAACAUGGCAGCCUUUGAUAUGAGUGACCCGGAAGCAGUGGUAUCCCCAGGUGGUGUUGGAUUUGACAUCAACUGUGGUGUCCGUUUGCUAAGAACCAAUUUAGAUGAAAGUGAUGUCCAGCCCGUGAAGGAGCAACUUGCCCAAGCCAUGUUUGAUCACAUUCCUGUGGGGGUCGGAUCAAAAGGCGUCAUCCCAAUGAAUGCCAAAGACUUGGAGGAGGCCUUGGAGAUGGGUGUGGACUGGUCCUUAAGAGAAGGCUAUGCCUGGGCUGAAGACAAGGAACACUGCGAGGAGUAUGGACGGAUGCUGCAAGCCGACCCCAACAAGGUCUCCGCAAGGGCUAAAAAGAGAGGCCUUCCUCAGUUGGGGACCCUAGGAGCAGGCAACCACUAUGCAGAAAUCCAGGUUGUGGACGAGAUUUUCAAUGAGUACGCUGCUAAGAAAAUGGGCAUCGACCAUAAGGGACAGGUGUGUGUGAUGAUCCACAGUGGAAGCAGAGGCUUGGGCCACCAAGUAGCCACAGAUGCACUGGUAGCUAUGGAAAAAGCCAUGAAGAGAGACAAGAUUAUAGUCAAUGACCGUCAGCUGGCUUGUGCUCGAAUCGCUUCCGCUGAGGGUCAGGACUACCUGAAGGGAAUGGCAGCAGCUGGGAACUACGCCUGGGUCAACCGGUCUUCCAUGACUUUCUUAACCCGUCAGGCUUUUGCCAAGGUCUUCAACACAACCCCUGACGACUUGGACCUACAUGUGAUCUAUGAUGUUUCUCACAAUAUUGCCAAAGUGGAACAGCAUGUGGUGGAUGGGAAGGAGCGGACGCUGCUAGUACACAGGAAGGGGUCCACCCGAGCUUUCCCUCCUCACCAUCCCCUCAUUGCCGUCGAUUACCAACUCACUGGACAGCCAGUGCUCAUUGGUGGCACCAUGGGAACCUGUAGUUACGUUCUUACUGGCACUGAACAGGGCAUGACUGAGACCUUUGGAACGACCUGUCAUGGAGCGGGCCGUGCAUUGUCCCGAGCAAAAUCUCGACGUAAUUUAGAUUUUCAGGACGUCUUAGACAAAUUGGCAGACAUGGGAAUUGCGAUCCGUGUUGCCUCACCCAAACUAGUUAUGGAAGAGGCUCCUGAGUCCUAUAAGAACGUGACCGAUGUAGUGAACACCUGCCAUGAUGCUGGAAUCAGCAAGAAGGCCAUUAAACUAAGACCGAUUGCUGUUAUCAAAGGAUAGACCUCGGCCCCCAGGCACCAAUGACCCUCACGGAGCAGAAGUGGACUGAAACACUCUUCAGACAUCAGACUCGAGACCUGGCAGGUUCCAAAGUGUAUGGCUCUGACUAUAACAAUAGCAGAAAGGCAGCUGCUGCUUUCCGGAGCCAGAGCCAUAACACAGCAGUUCUGGGAGGAGUCACAUUGCCUCCAUUUGGAAAGGGGUGUAUGUGCUUCCUCCCUGAUUGUCCCACAGAUGUUUAGGAAAAUCUGUUUGCAGUUUGAGGAUAAGUCAAGAAACUGCCUUACUCAGUCAUACAAGUCUUUCAUCACCAGAAUAAACUUCUUUACACCAAGGUCUGAUUACAUUCUGAGAGGUGUCAUGAAUAAUGUUAAGUAAGAAAGUUGUGGAAUGUUUCAUUCCCACCAUCCUUUUGUCAGUUUGUCCUUUCAUCCACUCAUCUACACUCUUACCCUGAACUGAGCAAAACCCUAAAUACCACUCUGACUUGAAGAGUGCCCACAGAGCGAUAGCAGGGUAUUAGAUGAAUGGAUAUCCGGACACAUGAAGGAGGAAGGUGUGUGAGCGUGUCAGGAUAGGGGCCCAAAAGAGAAAAUGCUUUUUCUUUUUGUAAACUUGUUACCUUUUCCUUUCUAACAUAAAGCAGAGUUUAGACUUACCUGCAAAAUGGCAUCUGCUGGUGUCUGUCAUUAAUUAGGCCUGGUGUGGCAAAGUUUCCUUCAAGAAUGCCUUGCACUGCAACACAGAACCUUCACAUGAUACUGAAUAUCUUUACAUUUGUGAUAUGACUGUGAAAGCCUUCAGUGACCACAGCUAUGAUGUUAACGGUUGCUCUGUUUGACAGAUUGACUAGUCUUGUGCCACCUAAUCAGAUGUCAUGCAAUGUACUGUGACCCUUCAAAGAUGUUAAAGUUAUAGACUACUAAGACUUUGGUUGAGUCCAAACAUCCAGUAAAGUAGAAAAAUCUAAUAAAGUUGCAAUAUGUUGUUUACAUUUUGUGCUUAAUAUUUUGUAGUUAGGACAAUUAGUAUUUGUACUUGAUUAACCUUGGAUAGUGUUGCUGUUUUCUGAUUUUCUCCCAGAUUGCUUUCAGAGACCCACCCUAAGAUCAUUCUUUCCUAAAACUUAUCCCUCAGCUUACAGUAGAAAUCCCCACUGGAGUAUCUUCUGGAUGCUGAUGUUUGGAAAGCUGGAGAAAGGCUUUGAAAAAUGUAUGAUGUGAAAUAGCAUAGUCUGUCUUUUCUCUGAGCACUCAGUAACUUAAAUGUUUUUGAAGGAAGUGUUUGAAAGUUAACUAAGUUAGGACUUGUAGUGCAAUAAUCGUAGAUUACUUACAGCUUCAGCCUGGACCAGCAACUGCUAGGUGCAGAUGACUUAAGGAUGCAAGUUACCAGUGAGCGCUGGAGGGCACUUCCAGGUGAGAAACGGGCUUUAGGCAGGCGUUAGAUCUUCAGAGACAGGCAGCAUUGGGAGCGUGGACUCCCGCUAACUGGGCUUGCCUAGUGAUGUGUCAUUUGAAACUAAUUCAAAGCUCAGUCGGCUCCCAAAACUGAUUAAUCAAUGCAAGAAUGCUGCAGGGCAUCUUAAAUAAGUAUGUUGAGUUUUAUUAGAUGCUUUUGACAAUUACCCUUUGGGAUUGUGCGAGGGGAGCAGGUGAGGAGAAAUAAAGGAAGAAUGGUUUAUGCGA
This is a messenger RNA of Manis pentadactyla (Chinese pangolin), 3318 nucleotides long. It is a transcript of the gene RTCB, whose product is annotated as RNA 2',3'-cyclic phosphate and 5'-OH ligase. The record is from RefSeq and is a predicted model, not a curated record. Gene Ontology annotation, cellular component: tRNA-splicing ligase complex; nucleus. Bases 113 to 1630 code for a protein of 505 amino acids. Gene Ontology annotation, biological process: tRNA splicing, via endonucleolytic cleavage and ligation. The transcript is spliced from 12 exons. NCBI's taxonomy places the organism in Eukaryota, Metazoa, Chordata, Mammalia, Pholidota, Manidae. Gene Ontology annotation, molecular function: RNA ligase (ATP) activity.